Aspergillus steynii IBT 23096 is the source of this 2401-nucleotide messenger RNA. Its product is annotated as exosome non-catalytic core subunit RRP4. The record is from RefSeq and is a predicted model, not a curated record. Bases 158 to 2323 code for a protein of 721 amino acids. Gene Ontology annotation, cellular component: Ino80 complex; nuclear exosome (RNase complex); nucleus. Gene Ontology annotation, biological process: poly(A)-dependent snoRNA 3'-end processing; exonucleolytic trimming to generate mature 3'-end of 5.8S rRNA from tricistronic rRNA transcript (SSU-rRNA, 5.8S rRNA, LSU-rRNA); CUT catabolic process. Gene Ontology annotation, molecular function: RNA binding. The transcript is spliced from 5 exons. Lineage: Eukaryota; Fungi; Ascomycota; Eurotiomycetes; Eurotiales; Aspergillaceae.
CUCAUCCAUCCGUCCCAGACUCCGACGCUGCGCUUCUCGCCAUCUCCAUCUCUUUGUCGCUCAACCCCUUCUAUCCUUGGAAUCGUCGAUUAUAGAGACAUCCUUCUUGAAGAAUACUCGUGUUAUUUAAGGCUUUCUUUAGCCACCCCUUUUCACCAUGUCUCAAGACGCCGACGACGCUCGAUCUGUCGCUGAAAGCUUACCCGAUGCCCCUACCAAGCAGUCAUACCGAUCUUUCAAGAAGAAGUUCGCGAAACUCAAGGUCAAGUUUGAGCUCCAGAUGAGGGAUAGCGAAUUACUCGUCCGCGAAGAAUUGCGUAUCCAAGACCUCUCGAACCGAAUUCAGGAGCAGAACGAUCAGCUUCUAGAGGUCCUUUUGGAAUUCAACGACAGUCUUCACAUUUCGCCCGAAUUGCGGUACGAUCUAAGUGCAUCCGGAGAUGAUGCUCUUCUGCCGGACGGUGAAACACGACCUUUGCCGUCGUAUAACGACCCGGACGCGGCACAGUCGAUGUUAAACCACGCCAAAGAUGAGGUUGCGACCGGUAAUAUGACUGCUGACAGCUACCGUGAGCUGGAGAGCGCCGUCAAACAGGGCAAAGCAUUUGCGCCGCGGUUAGAUUAUACCUCGCUGCUGAAAGUCCCCCACACACUGCCACCGAUGGAGGAAGAGGAUAUUUCGGCGGAUGGCGUGUUCGAACAAGGUCUUGGGUUCUUCACGUCAGAACACGAAACGGAACAUUAUUUGGCCAUGGAUGCUAAAUUGGGCGAUGAAACCGCAGCCCUGCAACUCAGCCGGGCCCCUGAGAAGGCGACGUUUGCCGAUCGGGAGAGAGAAGCGAGUCUGCGAAACUCGAUCUCAGUUUACAACUGGCUGCGGAGAAACCAGCCUCAUAUAUUCUUGCAAGACAACGAGAAUGCUUCCGAGAAAUCCGGCUCCCGACCAUCAAACCUGCGCACCUCCAAGAAAGCGCCCGGGGCUGCUCGAAAGGACGAAGAAUUCAAUGAUGACGACAGCGUCUUGGAUGCCGGGCCUACACCCUCAGGUGCCAAGGGCAAACGCAAGCGCGACGACGACAGCGCAGGUAGAAGCAAAGGUGGGAACAGCCGUUCCAACCGAAAGAAAAAAGAGGAACCCUCUUCUGCCGCCAAGCGCUCUUCAAAGAGGUCCUCCGGGAGAAUGGCUAUUACCAUUCUGCCUCCAGUUGUGGAUGAUGUGGAUAUCCCAUCCGACUCCGACGUCGAUUCGAUGUCCGUGGACUCAGAUGGCGGGGUCGGAAUAGCGGCAGGAAGAAGUUCAAGGCCGGGUAACCAUUCCGGCCUUGUAGGAAAUACAGGGAUUGUCACGCCCGGCGAGGUCGUGACUGACGACCCCCAAUGGAUGAGAGGACACGGUACCUACACGAACCCCCUCUCGACCUCUAUCAUAGCCACCGUUGCCGGAAACGUUCAAAAAACCAACAAAUUGCUUUCGGUCCAGCCCCUUCGAGCCCGUUACAACCCGGAAAUCGGUGACCUUGUGGUUGGGCGUAUUGUCGAGGUUCAGUCGCGCCGGUGGAAAGUGGACGUGGCCGCCCCCCUUCUUGCGCAGCUUCCGCUUUCCGCGAUCAACCUUCCCGGCGGUAUCCUGCGUCGGCGCACAAGUGCGGACGAGCUGCAGAUCCGGACUUUCUUCAGCGAGGGUGAUCUGUUGAUUGCCGAGGUUCAGAAUGUACACUCGGAUGGCGCCGCCUCGCUACACACCCGAUCAUUGAAAUACGGCAAACUGCGAAACGGCGUCUUUCUUGCCGUGUCCGGGACCGGUGGCAGCGGCGCGUCGCGCUCGAAUGUCAAGGGCGGCAUCGGCGCCGGGUCUGCUGCGGCCGGCACCACGGGCGGAGUCGUUCGGUCUCGGAGGCAGGUAUGGACCAUCAGCACUGCCAACGGAGGUGGGGAUGUGGAUGUCGUGCUGGGAGUGAACGGCUACAUCUGGAUCUCGAAGCACGCGGAUGACACCGCCGCCGCGUCUUCUACAACCGACAGCGUCUCGAUCACGCGCAUGGAGGAGAUGGUGUCGAGCUCCAUCUACUCCAGUCAGAACGACGAGAUCCCCCCGCAGACGCGACGAGAGAUUGCCCGACUGGCACAGUGCAUCCGCGUCCUGGUCCACGGAGGAGUCCGAGUGGACGAAGAUACAGUGAUGGGAGCAUACGAGGCUAGCCUGCAGGUGGACCUAGAGGUCGGGGAUGACGAUUACGAUGACGACCACCGGGGAGAAGGUCGAGAAUAUCUGGAGGGUAAUAAAUCCCGGAGGAUCUUAGAGCUGGCGUUAGAACGGACAUGAGAAUCUGCUUUGGGACGGUUGUGUGUGUAUGCUUGCGACGAGAUUAGAUACCCCCCUUUGGUAAUAGAGUUCUUCACG